AUGAGAACCCUCGCCCUGCUCCUGUGCGUCGCCGCCGUCGCCGCAGUGCGCGUGCCGCCCUACCCGCUCGCGCCCGCCGCCUACAUCUACCGCAGCGACAACGGCGGCCCGCCCAGCCUCAUCCAGCUGGCGCCCGCGCCGCUGCCCUUCGUCAAUGCGCAGCCCAUCGCCAUCGAAGACGCCGAGGAGGACGCCGAGAGCUACGAUGACACCGAUGAACUCGACGGCGAGCUCGGUGGCGAAGGCGAAGCGCUGGCGCAGCUGUCGCACGAGCGCGGUGGCGGCAGCAGCUACGACGAAGCGCACCGCAGCGCGCACGGCGAGAAGGGCAGCAAAGGCUACUCGAGCGAGGGACACCACGCCAAAGGAGCUUCCGGCGACUACGGCGAGCGACAUCACGAAGGACACUACCACGAGAGCGGCGGCAAGAAGGGCGAGCAUCACGACGAGGCGGACUCCCACGGCUCGCACCACCAAUCCGGCAAAAGUUACAAGGGCGGCGACCACGGCCACAAAAAGCACUUCAGCAAGGGCGAGGACGUGAGCGGCUACCGCAAGGUGUUCAGCAAAGACGAGUACAAGAAGGACCACGACUUCUACGACGAGGCGGCGAAGGACGGCCACUUCCACAAGCACGGCUAUCAAAAAGCGCACCACGGGGCUGCGAAGGGCGCGCACGCGGCCGGCGGGAGCGCGGCGGCCGGCCACGACGAGGACGACUACGGCAAAGCGGGCUACCGCACGGACGGGCGCGUGGACGAGGCCGACGCGGCGCACUCGGCGGAGCGCGGCGAGGACGAGCACUACCACAAGCACGAGGAGCACGGACACAAGGGCGCCAGCGACGAGGGCAGCGCGUACCAGUACGUCGACGGCGACGAAGACGACUGA
Molecule: messenger RNA, 891 nt
Organism: Bicyclus anynana (squinting bush brown)
Lineage: Eukaryota; Metazoa; Arthropoda; Insecta; Lepidoptera; Nymphalidae
Exons: 1
Coding region: 1-891 (296 amino acids)
Source: RefSeq, a predicted model, not a curated record